This is a messenger RNA of Oncorhynchus tshawytscha (Chinook salmon), 1334 nucleotides long. RefSeq names its product SPARC. Bases 317 to 1102 code for a protein of 261 amino acids. The record is from RefSeq and is a predicted model, not a curated record. Gene Ontology annotation, molecular function: protein binding; extracellular matrix binding; calcium ion binding. NCBI's taxonomy places the organism in Eukaryota, Metazoa, Chordata, Actinopteri, Salmoniformes, Salmonidae. The transcript is spliced from 10 exons. Gene Ontology annotation, biological process: anatomical structure development.
UGAUUUAGACCUGUGACACCAGCUGUGUGCUAUUACGUAUUACUUAGGUAAGACAGAAAACCAGCAGUCUUCGGACCUCGUAGGGUAAGAGUUGAAUACCCCUGCGGCCUACUCAGUAAGCCAUUCCCCACAUUUUUUUACGUUUUAGUAAUUUAUAGUGCAUUCAUCUGAAGAUACCUAGGUGGGACAACCACAUAUCACAGUCAUCGUGUGUGAAAAGGAGAGGAAAAGCUAUGCAGCUGGCAAGACGCAGGAGAACAAGGAAAAUAGCAACGGAGGACAGAAGCAAGUGAAACUGCCUGCCAUCUUGACCACAAUGCACCAGACUAUAAACCUGCUCUGCCUGCUGGUCCUGACCUUUCACCCUGACCUGGCCAUGGGAGGAAGAUCCCAGCGCAAACAAAGGCAGGCUGAGGACAGUCUAAGACCAUACCUGGGUAGAGUGGACCCAGUCCAGCUGUGUGAGCUGCUGAAGUGUCACAGUCCAAUGGGCUCCUGGUGCCAAGUGGUGCAGGACAAUGAAGUCCUCGUCCCAAAGUGUGUGUGUCCAAAGACCUGCCCACGGCAGGGGGCACCAGUGUGCAGUGUUCUGGGAAAGACCUAUGGGAAUGAGUGUCUGCUGCAUAGAGAAGCCUGCCGCAAGAGACGUCGCAUUGGACUGGCUCAUAUAGGACCCUGUCUUGUUCCCAAGGCAAACUGCACAGAGGAGGAGUAUGGCCAAUUCCCAUACCGUCUAAUGGACUGGUUCCUCCUAUUAAGUCGUAUGGGAAAGUCUUAUGCCCCCUAUGCCCUGCCCCAGAGCUGCCUGAGCCAUACCCAGCGCACUCAACUAGCCCAGCGGCGGUUUGCCCUGCUGGACAAGAACAAGGACGGGAAGCUGAGCCAGAGGGACCUGAGGAAGUUGCGCUACAAGAGGAUGCCUCUUGAGCAAUGUGCUAACUUCUUCUUCCAGUCAUGUGACCAUAACAAGAACAGUAAGGUGACCCUGCAUGAAUGGAUCUCCUGUCUGGUGGAUCGCUCAGAGAGCUGGUUCCAAAACUUCAUGUCUAUGCAAAUGGGAUCCGGUAAGCUGUGUCCCAUGAAGACCGACAACCACCUUUGACCUGGACAUGAACACAUCUCCUCUCGCUUGUCUACAUGUGCAUCUGUUUAUCACUGCUAUCUACAAUAAUACGCAUACAAAAUAAUCCACUUUUCUCCACUUCCAGCAUCAUACUCCCCUAACUGUCACACUCAGUACUGUGUUUGUUUUUGACUUAUGACAUCUGUUUUGUGAUGGUCACUGUACAUUCAUCUGUGUGGAGAAAUGGCCUGUAAUAAAUGUCUGAGACCUG